CAAUCGUUGAUGUCCAUGUCAGGGCAAGACAUUGAGCUCAAUUUUAUAUUUAUUCAUGGCCUUCUCCCCACCCCGUGUCUCACCUGGCGUUGUCUCACCGUUUUGCUAACCCGGACAACACGGAAAACACCAUUAGACAAGAUGGCUCUGAGAUACUCGUCGCUCGUUAUGGUGGCUCUUGCCACCCUCAUGCAACCGGCCAUGGGCUCACCUGCCUGCCCAGCCCGAUCCUCAACAACGCCAGCCCCAUCUGGCCCCUCGACACUGCCAGCCUCAUGCACGUACCGGCCGCAGGCAACGACAUACACCAAUGACGGAUGCGACUUUACCUGCCCGCCACAGUCGGCGUGGUGCAUUGCGGACGCCUACGUGGUGCUGCCGUGCGGAUGCGACAGGGCGGCCGUUCGCCCAACCACCGUCAGCCGCUGCCCUACGGCGAGCGGCAACUGCUUCCAGUGCUCGACCGGCUGGGGUAUUGCAACCAUUACCGACUCCAACUGCCCACCAUCUGCGACUGCGACCCCGACUGCGGCUUAGGGGCUGGCUGCUCGCAGAGGUUCUUGCGGGAUGUAAUGGGCCGGGGCGGGAGCUGAUGCCCGUGGCUGGUGGGGGUAUUGGGGGCAAGGGCCGUUUUUAUAUUUGUCCCAGGGGGAACCCAGUGAUGUUGGUUUUGAUGGGAGGAGUCGGGGCAUCUGAUAUGCACAGAGGCGUACCGUUGUUUGCCCAACCCUGACAGGACAAACUGCGUGAACUCGAGUCCUCUUUCCGUUUAUUUGCCAGACCAUUCAGAAUGAACAGAAUUGGCGGCGGGAAAGCAAGGCCAAGCAGCCGUUGGUGAACCCUUUCUGCUAGCCUUGAUACUAGGAAGUAGCAGUGAAGACGUGCUUCUGCUCGGAUUAGCCAGGCACGUAUGACGAGAGCGCCUGACAAUAUAGACGCGCCUCUUUCGCGUGAACAGGCUGCCCAGGACUGUCGGACGGUGCCGAAUCCAAGGAUGUGCGGUUUGUCAU
Molecule: messenger RNA, 1010 nt
Organism: Chaetomium fimeti
Lineage: Eukaryota; Fungi; Ascomycota; Sordariomycetes; Sordariales; Chaetomiaceae
Exons: 3
Coding region: 10-537 (175 amino acids)
Source: RefSeq, a predicted model, not a curated record